Cheilinus undulatus (humphead wrasse) is the source of this 1788-nucleotide messenger RNA. RefSeq names its product dynein regulatory complex subunit 4-like. Gene Ontology annotation, biological process: flagellated sperm motility. Gene Ontology annotation, molecular function: microtubule binding; small GTPase binding. NCBI's taxonomy places the organism in Eukaryota, Metazoa, Chordata, Actinopteri, Labriformes, Labridae. The coding region runs from base 119 to 1645 and encodes 508 amino acids. The record is from RefSeq and is a predicted model, not a curated record. The transcript is spliced from 12 exons. Gene Ontology annotation, cellular component: microtubule; Golgi apparatus; motile cilium.
CGCUGCUCCAACGGUGUUGUCAUGGCAGCGCUCUAUGUUUACAUUUAGUUAGCUGAAACCUUUCCUGCUGGUUGUGACUAAUUUCCAGACUUUUUUCGUGAACACCGAGCUUUUUAGGAUGCCAUCAACGUCCAAAGUAAAAAAGACGCCAACGAAGGGGAAACCUGAGGUGGCGGGCGGACUUUCGGCCAAGGAGAUGCCCAAAGAUCAGCCAUCAAAGUCUAAAGUAAAAAAGACGCCAACGAAGGGGAAACCGUCUGAGGUGGCGGACGGACUUUCGACCGAGGAGAUGUCCAAAGAUCAGCUGGUGGAGAACAUUGUUCGCCUCCGGGAAGAGCUGGACAGAGAGCGCGAGGAAAUGAGCUACUUCCAGCUGGAAAGGGACAAGCUCCUGGCAUUCUGGGAAACCUGCAAGAAAGACCUGGAGGAGACCAAGGCCAAGCUAAGGAACAGGGAGAGGGAGAGACGGGAGGCAGAGGAGCGCCACCAGGUGGAAAUCAGUGUGUACAAAGAGAAGCUGAAGCAUGUCCUGUCUGAACAACAUAACGCUGUGUCAGGAAUAAAGAUGGACAACGUCACCGCCACCUCGCUGAUACAGAAUCAGAACACAGAGACCGAGCUCAAGUUGCAGGGAGACGUGCACAGCCUACAGGCCAACUACAGGGAGAAAAUGCUCCACCAACAUAACUGCAUCAAGGAGCUCAAACUGAAGCAAGAGUCGGAGCUGAUUGAGUUAAUGAUGCACUACGACAAAAGACUCACAGACAUUGGAGCCAAACAUAACAAGAACGUGGAGGCUGCGCUUCAAGACCAUCUUAAGAAAAGGAGGGCUGCGUUCGAGGAGUUGGAGAAGCGAUGGGAGAGCCACAUUGAAGCUCAAAUGAAAAACCAUGAUAAGGCUUUGGAAGAAGUAAACAGAGCCUACACUGAAGCUCUUACAAGAAAGAGGCACUAUUUACAUCAGGAGGAGAUCCUGCAGGAUCUGGAGAAAGAGCUGGCAAGAAAGGAGAGAAAGCGUUUAACAGCUGAGAAAGAGUUAAAACGUCUGCGUGAUGCGCUGCAGGAGGCUGAACAGAAAAAAUCUGAGUACAGUAAACAGCUGGAGGAAUACAACAAAGCCAAGAAAGAGGAGGCGAAAAAGAAAGCUCAUACUAAGAUCAUAGAGAAGGAGCUAGAAGAUUUAAAAUUGGAGCAUUGGCUGCUGCAGGAAGCGUUUGAAAAGGCUGAGCAGGAACGGGAUCAGCUGAUAAAGAAACAGAGGGAGACCAUCCUGGACAUGCAGCAGCAGCGUGGGCUGAAGGAGAUGGUGGCUAGGAGGAAGAUAGCCGUACUGGAAAUAAGUGUGGAGAGGGCAGAGUGUCAGCUUAAUGCUGUUGUCGCCGCCGCUAACCUUGACCAAGAUGCAGCCAGCAGUGCUGCAAAAAAACUCCAGGAAACACUGGAUGCUAGAAGGACCACCAACAGAGCCUUGAAAGAAGAUUUGGCUCAGAGAUGUAAGGAAUACGACGACCACCUGGAGAGGCUCAAAGAGGAACGGAGGGCUCAGGGCCUCCCGCUGUACAACUUUCCGUUCAAGUCUUCAAAACAGAUCCUUAGAAGAAAAAAUGAGAUUCAGAAAUCUCUUGGAGCUGUGGACAAACUAUGAUACUGCUGCAGGUGUCAGAUUCACUCACCUCUUACACUACUCCACUUCUCUACCUGGCUCUCAUUUUUCUGAAAAGUUAACAUCCAUUUAAUGAACUCUGAUUUGGUGUUUUUAACAAUUAAAAAUUUUCUGCUGGCAUAUUA